Molecule: messenger RNA, 1128 nt
Organism: Magallana angulata
Lineage: Eukaryota; Metazoa; Mollusca; Bivalvia; Ostreida; Ostreidae
Product: elongation of very long chain fatty acids protein 4-like
Exons: 8
Coding region: 82-891 (269 amino acids)
Biological process (GO): sphingolipid biosynthetic process; very long-chain fatty acid biosynthetic process; fatty acid elongation, saturated fatty acid
Cellular component (GO): endoplasmic reticulum membrane
Molecular function (GO): fatty acid elongase activity
Source: RefSeq, a predicted model, not a curated record
AAAAAAGGUUUAAAGGUCAAUGAUCAACUAAGUUUCAUUUUAUUAACCUGUAUGCGGAGCUAGUUUCAAAUUAUAGAUAAGAUGGAUUUCUUUGAUUCUGCUAAAGCCUACUAUUAUGAAACGUUAGACAGAGGAGACAAGAGAGUCGAAAACUGGUUACUAAUGGCAACACCAAUCCCAGUGACUAUGUUUUUCUUGGCAUAUAUCGCUAUAGUUUUGAUUGGGCCUCGUUUUAUGGCAAAUAGGAAACCUUUUAACAUCAAGACCUUGUUGUUUCCGUAUAAUGUCGCUCUUGUGAUUUUGUCUGUGUAUAUGUUCACAGAGUUUUUGAUAACCUCGAUCAAGUCCAACUACAGCUAUUUAUGUCAGCCUGUCGACUAUUCAGAAAGUCCGUUAGCAAUGAGGAUGGCAAAUGUCUGCUGGUGGUUUUUCUUCUCGAAAAUAAUUGAGCUGCUCGACACGGUGUUCUUCAUCAUGCGCAAGAAGUUUGAUCAGGUGACCUUCUUACACGUGUAUCACCACAGUACUAUGAUAUAUAAUUGGUGGUUCGGGGUCAAAUACGUUGCAGGGGGUCAAUCGUUUUUCACUGGUAUGCUGAAUUCGUUUGUCCACAUCUUUAUGUAUUCUUACUACGCCCUCUCACUUCUUGGACCAAAUGUUCAGAAGUAUCUUUGGUGGAAGAGAUAUCUAACGAGGCUUCAACUUACUCAAUUUUUCGCUUUUGUGGUUCAUACCGGAUACAAUCUUGUGACAGACUGUGAUUUUCCUCAGACAUUUAACAUUGCUGUUUUCAUCUACGCGAUCUCCCUCAUUGUGUUGUUUGGAAACUUUUACUAUAGAGCUUACACGCUGAGGCAGCGGGAGAGCAGGGCAGACAAAAAGGCAUCAUAAACAUUUAACAUGUAUAUAUUCAGACAAUCAUAUAUCUUAGAUACCGGUAAUCAUUAAUAUGAAUGUUUGGUCAGAAUGUUAUAAUAAUUAUACAACAAAAGAAGUUGUAUAUAAUUGUGUUGAUUAACGUAUAUACAUGUAGUUUAUAAAAUAUCUUUUAUUAGAAAUAGUGAAAAAUUACAAAACCUUAUAAAAAAUAAAAACAUCACAAUUUAAAACUUUGUUGGUUUUAUUUAA